Messenger RNA from Paramecium tetraurelia, 966 nucleotides. RefSeq lists its product as uncharacterized. The record is from RefSeq and is a predicted model, not a curated record. Gene Ontology annotation, molecular function: ubiquitin protein ligase binding. The transcript has 4 exons. Gene Ontology annotation, cellular component: cytoplasm. Lineage: Eukaryota; Ciliophora; Oligohymenophorea; Peniculida; Parameciidae. Gene Ontology annotation, biological process: proteasome-mediated ubiquitin-dependent protein catabolic process; regulation of proteolysis.
AUGUUAAAAAAGAGAGGAUCAGAUUAGUUAGAUAUAAUUUUCGAAGCUGGUGAAGACUUAAUGAAUUCAUCAAAGAAUCAAGUUAUAAUUCUAAAGAACAAUUCAAUCAGACUACCAAUUACAAAACCUCGAACUUUUUUAUCGUAUAGUUUAGAAUUUUGUGGUAUAACAGGUUUAAAUUAUAAAUAACUGCGAUUUCAAUCAUUAGGAAGAGACAUUAGACCUGAAACUAGCAUAAUGACUGCAAGUUUAGUAAAAGUGAUACAUACCAAUGAGUUUAAUUAGAUGGUGCAAAAUCCUUUAAAAACAUCAUUAUAAAACUUAUUUCUAGGGGGGAUAUUCAGCGAUGUGAUUCUAAAGAUUAAUGAUGAGAUAGUGCUUCCGUUGCAUAAAUGUAUAUUAUCUUGUCGAUCCCCAAAAUUCAAUGGAAUGUUCUCUUCCAAUCUAAUUGAGAGUACUCAGAGCAUCAUAAAAGUGGAAUGUAAAAAACCUGAAUUGUUUAAACUGAUGUUAGGUUGGAUAUACAGUGGAUAUUGGAAGGAAUUCCCUGAUAAUAUUGCCGAUGCAUGUGAUUUAAUGUUAUUGGCAGAUGAGUAUAUGAUAAUGGAUCUUAAAUAGAAGUGUGAGGAGGAUAUAAUAUCAAAAUUAGACAUCUCAAACAUUUUAUAGAUCUUAUUGUUUGUUGAAAAAUAUUGUGAUAUUUUAUCUCCGAUAAUAGUUGAUAAGGCACAUAGUUUAUUCAUAGAUGAUUUUGAUUAGAUAUUAAGAUUGAAUCCCAAUUUAGAAUAAGAGAUAACUAAAGUGCCAGGAUUAAUGACUAAAUUGUUUUUAAAUUAUCAUUAAAAGAAGAUUAGAAAAGCAAGAAAAGUUCAUUUUGUAGUUGAAGACUUCGAUUAAUAGGAAUCAGACUCGGAUUAUAAUUCAUAGGAUUAUGUUAGAAAUUAUACGCAAAAUUUUUACUAGUGA